This is a messenger RNA of Nicotiana attenuata, 1233 nucleotides long. RefSeq lists its product as uncharacterized. Lineage: Eukaryota; Viridiplantae; Streptophyta; Magnoliopsida; Solanales; Solanaceae. The record is from RefSeq and is a predicted model, not a curated record. Bases 1 to 1233 code for a protein of 410 amino acids. The transcript has 2 exons.
AUGGUAACUGUGAGAUCUCUUAUUGCACUUGCAGCUUCCAGGGGUUGGAAUAUCUCACAAAUGGAUAUAUAUAAUUCCUUUCUACAAGGUGAUCUAUAUGAGGAAGUAUACAUGGAACUGCCUCAGGGUUUCAGAAAGCAGGGGGAGACAAAGGUUUGCAGGCUGCUGAAAUCACUAUAUGGGCUAAAACAGGCUUCAAGGCAGUGGAAUAUCAAGCUUAGUGAGGCCCUCAUAGCUGCAGGAUACAUCCAGAGCCUUCAUGACUAUUCCUUGUUUACUAAGAGGAAAAAUGAAGACUUUGUGGCAGUACUAAUAUAUGUAGAUGAUUUGUUGAUAACUGGAAACAGCACACAAUUCAUCAAUGAGACCAAGGAGGUGCUUCAUCAACAAUUUAAAGUCAAGGACCUUGGUGAUCUUAAAUAUUUCCUGGGGAUAGAAGUGCUAAGGUCAAAGAGUGGAAUUCUUUUGAACCAAAGGAAGUAUUGUCUCCAAUUGAUUUUUGAUUUAGGCCUAGGAGGUGCCAAGCUUGUUCUCACUCCAAUCGAUCUCAAUCAAAAUUUCACUUCCGCAGAAUUCGACAGACACACUGGUGUUGGAAAUGAUGAGGUAUUAUCUGAUGCAAAUGAAUACCAACGACUGGUUGGUAGGGUGAUUUAUCUUACCAUCACUAGGCCAGACAUUGUAUUUAUAGUACAGACUCUUAGUCAAUUCAUGCAAGAGCCCAAAAGUUCUCAUUGGGAUGCAACUGUGAGAGUUGUGAUAUAUCUCAAACAUGAGCCAAGGAUGGGAAUUUUUCUGGGCAACUCGAAUGAAGACAACUUGACUUGCUUCUGUGAUGCUGAUUGGGCUAGUUGUCCAAACACACGCACGUCUGUUACAGGUUAUUUGAUCAAAUUUGGUGAUUCACUCAUUUCUUGGAAGUCGGAAAAAUGGCACACAGUGUCAAGGAGCUCUGCAGAGGCAGAAUACAGAAGUUUAGCAGCAGUAACAGCAGAGGUUGUGUGGUUAUUGGGACUGUUUGCUGAGCUAGGUGUGACUAUCAAACAGCCUGUGAAAGUCUAUUGUGAUACUGCUAAUACAAAGAUUGCGGAUUCUGAGUUAAAUGAUGAUAGUGACGAAGAAGUUCCUUAUGAUAUUGAUCCAGAGAUAGAAAUAGUCUCGCAAAAUGUUGAACAGAAAACUCCUUCAGUCACUUCAGAUGAAAUACAAGUACUUGGUACCAAGGAAAUGUAG